CCCGGCUGUGUGUAUUACUACACUGCGCAGAAUCACUGGACAACCGCCAACAACAGCCAACAAACUCUGGUGUCGGCAUACCAGAUUGCCGGCCAUCGACCGAGCACGUAUAACGCCACCGAAUCCCGGCAACACUUUUGUCCUUUGCAUCCAUUUUUCAGACGAAACGGACGAGAAGAACCCAGUGCUCUUCACUCCCGAUUUGCUACACGCCCAGAGUCCCUGCUGCAAUCACCAUGGCUCCUACAGUAGCUCGCUCUACGAUUGACAUCACACCCCUCCGCCAGGCUAAUUUGCCAAUCAUUUUUAUCCUUGGUGGACCGGGCUCUGGCAAAGGAACUCAAUGCGAAAAAAUCGUGAACAAGUACGGCUACACCCACCUGUCGUCGGGUGACCUUCUGCGAGAUGAAGUUGCCUCUGGGUCAGAAAGAGGUAAACAGCUGACGGAUAUUAUGCAACGCGGAGAACUUGUUCCUUUGGACGUCGUGUUGGAUCUGCUGAAGGAGGCAAUGCUGUCCAAACUCUCAACUUCCAAGGGUUACCUUAUCGACGGCUAUCCGCGUGAAGUGGCACAGGGAAUUCAGUUUGAGAGUGAAAUCAAUCCGUGUGCCUUGGUUAUUUACUUCGAAGUCAGUGACGACGUCAUGACUGCGCGCUUGAUGAAUCGCGGUUUGACAUCCGGGCGCGUCGACGACAACGAAGAAACCAUCCGGAAGCGGCUCGACACUUUCCACAAACACUCGCUGCCCGUUGUCGAACAUUACGGCACUAAAUGUCGAACGAUUUCGGCCGAAGCUCACCCGGACGAAGUUUUCCAGAAAGUUUCGGAAGCCUUAGAAACCCUGUCAUAAACCGGAAGACUUUGGUUGGUGACUCUUCUAUAAAUAGACUUCUUCAAUAGACACACCCAACUUAAUAACAUAAAGGUGCUGGUCUCCAGCAUCAGCAGCAAAAGAGUGUUUUUAAAAAAUAAAAAGAUUUGUUUCGUUUUUCUUUUGCUUUUGUCUUUUUUCGUACUGCAGUGUAUGUGAUGCUGAUGGACAGGUUUGUCAUAUACACGAAUACAGAGUU
Daphnia pulicaria is the source of this 1071-nucleotide messenger RNA. RefSeq names its product adenylate kinase isoenzyme 1-like (gene Ak1). Gene Ontology annotation, biological process: nucleoside triphosphate biosynthetic process; ATP metabolic process. The transcript is spliced from 9 exons. Gene Ontology annotation, molecular function: AMP kinase activity; ATP binding. Gene Ontology annotation, cellular component: cytosol; cytoplasm. NCBI's taxonomy places the organism in Eukaryota, Metazoa, Arthropoda, Branchiopoda, Diplostraca, Daphniidae. The coding region runs from base 237 to 851 and encodes 204 amino acids. The record is from RefSeq and is a predicted model, not a curated record.